Messenger RNA from Malania oleifera, 935 nucleotides. Its product is annotated as CASP-like protein 2A1. Bases 30 to 557 code for a protein of 175 amino acids. NCBI's taxonomy places the organism in Eukaryota, Viridiplantae, Streptophyta, Magnoliopsida, Santalales, Ximeniaceae. The record is from RefSeq and is a predicted model, not a curated record. The transcript is spliced from 2 exons.
AGAGAGAGAGAGAGAGAGAGAGAGAGGCCAUGGAGAAAGGGGACAAGGGAGGUGCAGCAGCUGCAGGCAGAUGCUUUCCAAUGGAGAUGGUGAUGCGUUUGGUGCCAAUGGCUCUGUGCAUAGCUGCGCUUGUUGUCAUGCUCAAAACUUCAGAGUCCAAUGACUAUGGUUCUCUCUCCUACUCCAACCUUGGACCUUUCAGGUAUCUGGUGGAUGCAAACGGCAUCUGUGCUGCGUAUUCUCUUCUUUCUGCAAUCUUUAGCGCCAUUCAUCGGCCCUUCACCAUGUCCAUGUCAUGGGCUUUCUUCUUCUUGGACCAGUUGUCAACCUACAUUGUGCUGGCGGCGGGGGCGGUGGCGACCGAGGCGGCGUACUUGGCGUACAAGGGCAACAAGUCCGCCGCAUGGAGCACUGCUUGUGGAUCCUUUGGUGCAUUUUGCCACAAGGCCCUUGCGUCUGUGGCCAUCUCCUUCCUUUCUGUGCUGUGCUAUGCUGCCCUUUCCCUCUUUUCCUCCUAUAGACUUUUUAGCAAGUUCCCCUCUCCCACUCAAUGCUAGCUCUAUCUAGCCCCUGUUGUUUUUUUUUUUUUAAUGACCAGAAGUCCAACUUGAGCAAGCCCUAUCUAGCCCCUGUUGUUUUUUUUGUUUUAACGACCAGAAGUCCAACUUGAGCAAGCCCUAUCUAGGUUUUAAUCAACGAAAGCAGUAAAGGUCUUGGCAUUCUGUAUCCAAGGCACACAAAGGGUAUUGGUGAACCUUGUUUCCGGGCAUAUGAGGUCAAUUUGACCUUGUGUUCUUGGGGUUCAUCUCGACUCUUUAUGUGCGUAGGAUAUAGAGUGUUGGGAAGUGUAUGUAAGAUUGCUCUUCAAUUAAUUCAUUGGACCCUUCUACAAUACAUGCAUAUUACCUGAUGUAUAUAUAUAUUCCAUUAUUCUA